GGCUAUCCCACCUGCUUCUGUUUAGUGAAUAACGAGGCUAACAGCUGGUCAGUGCAUAUAUCUUCCAGGAAACAAAAUUUCGAGAAGAUUUGAAAUAUCAUGCAUUCUACCACAAAGAAGCUCUUUUUUUAUGCAUUUUUUUUGCCUACUCUUGUUCUUCAGGUCCAGUCGUGUAAUAUGACAGGCCUGUGGCAAAAUGAGCUGGGCUCGACAUUGCAUGUCCAGGCUGUCGGUUCAGAGCUGACGGGUAUGUACCAGACUAAAGUAGGGGUCAGUUCGCAAGAAUCAGGGCCAGACCAACGGGGCAAACUAGUGGGUGUCGUCAGCCAUCACGACCAACAAACCUCCGUUGCAUUCUCUGUGUUAUGGGAGACCGGCUCGUGCAGCUCCUGGGUAGGUCAGUGUUUCCCUCUGCCAGACGGAAAGAGAGUCCUGAAGACCUUGUGGAUGCUUCGCUCCAUGGCCCUGAGCCCUGCAGACAACUGGAAGAGCACCAGGAUGGGAGAAGACACGUUUAUCUUGGAACACUGAGCAGCUGUUCCUGAUCCAAGCCUCUGAAUUGAGGCUUAACGUGUCUAAAGAGAUUUGUCUAUAAUGUGACAACAUUACCAAAUAAAUGUUAUUUGUAAUAAACUUCAGUUAUUGUAAU
Molecule: messenger RNA, 649 nt
Organism: Osmerus eperlanus (European smelt)
Lineage: Eukaryota; Metazoa; Chordata; Actinopteri; Osmeriformes; Osmeridae
Gene: avd
Product: avidin
Exons: 4
Coding region: 100-531 (143 amino acids)
Molecular function (GO): biotin binding
Source: RefSeq, a predicted model, not a curated record